CUCCCACAAACAGACACCCCUUCAAUCCCCAAAUCUGCUGCAGUAGCGCAACCUUUCUCCUUCCUUCAUCCCUUCUUCCCUUCCCUUCCCUUCCCUUCCCUUCCAUUCCAUUCCUCUUAUCCCACUUCUUCCUCUACCUCUACCCUACGUACCUUCCUCUUCUCUACCCAUGCCAUGGUUCCUUACUAUUGCAGUAUUAAUUACUACUGUAUCACCUUGUCCAAGCUUCCUCCUCUUCCCAGACAUUAAUCAUUUGUGAGGGGUGCUAUGCUUGGCCGGCAUGCAUUAAUUGCUCCAGAUAACAUAACUGAAGAGGAGAAUUAAAGAGCAGAAGAAUUAAGCCUGUUUCGAUUGUGAAGAGGAGAGGUAGUUGGUGAGCUAGUACUGCUGCAUGCUCUGCCUUCAAAUCUUCUUCUUUCCAUGGAGCAGCUCCGAGGACCCAUUAAUGACCCACUUUUGAUGAGGGAGGUGCUGGGCUCGGAGUGCUUGGAGCCUGGAGUGUUUGAGAUGAGAUAUGGGAGCCUGUUCUCCCAUCAAACACCUUUCCUGCAGCUUCUCAUGCAUGCGGGCGGAGAGGAGACUACUGGAGCAGCGCAUGCGAGCUACUUCCCCCAAGAAUCCAACUUCCAGAACCUGCGACGACUGCAGGGCCAAACCUACGUGCGGGCGGGGGAGGUCGAGUCCUCCCGCGCGGCGGAGCAGCUUGAGAGCUGCAUCACUCACGCCUCCGAGUCGGACGCGCGCCCGGGAGGCGGUGGCGGCGGCAACGGCAUCAUCCACCACAAGGCUGCUGCGGAAGCGGCGGCGCUCGCGGUGGGGUCGAGCGAGCGGAGGAAGCGGAAGAGGCCACGGCCGGCGCCGGCGUCGAAGAGCGCGGAGGAGGCGGAGAGCCAGCGGAUGACUCACAUUGCCGUGGAGCGCAACCGCCGCCGGCUUAUGAACGACUACCUCGCCACUCUUCGCUCCCUCAUGCCGCCUUCCUACGUCCAACGCGGCGACCAAGCGUCCAUCAUCAGCGGCGCCAUCGAGUUCGUCAAGGAGCUCGAGCAGCACCUCCUCUGCCUCCAAGCCCAGAAGCGGCAGCGGGCACCCAACGACGACGAUGUGGUCACGUUUACGGCCGCGGACUCUCUCCACGACGGCUUUUUCGUCUCGCCUCAGUACAGGGACUACUCUGAGGGCGACGAGGAGGGCAUAGGGGUGGACGUGGAGGCGACGCUGGUGCAGGGGCACGUCAACCUCAAAGUGGCCGGGCGGCGGCGGCAAGGUCAGAUAGUGAGCGCCAUCGCGGCCAUGGAGGAGCUGCACCUCUCUGUGCUCCACCUCAACAUCACUUCGCUGGACGCCUCCUCCGUCCUUUACUCGCUCAACCUCAAGAUGGAGGAGGCGUGCAAGUUGGGAACAGCAGACGAGAUCGCGACGGCGGUGCACCGGAUCUUCAGCUACAUCAACGCUUGCUGAUGGCAUGGUUGUCAGGUUAGGGAAGAGAAAAGAUGCUCGAUUGACUUGAGUGGACCAGAGGAGAGCGAUCGAACGGGGAAGGAAGCACAAGUCGCAGCAGCAGCAGUGAGAGCAGCUUUCCCUUUGUUUGCAGUGAUGGGAGCUUGUACAUGCACUCCCUCCCUUUCGGGUUGCGGUUUUGCCAGCUUUUUCUGCCUUCGAUUGCAAUAUUUUUGUUUUCGGGAACUGAUGCUGUCAUUUUGGGUGCAAAGUGUUGUUGUUUAUAAUCAUCCAUUUUAUUUGUUGUAGAUUUUGUUAACCAUCACCUCGAUCAUCAUGUUUGUUAUGCGCUGCAACAUUGCAAAAAAUAUAAUGGUUUUCAAUUUCAACCAAA
Molecule: messenger RNA, 1834 nt
Organism: Zingiber officinale
Lineage: Eukaryota; Viridiplantae; Streptophyta; Magnoliopsida; Zingiberales; Zingiberaceae
Product: transcription factor bHLH57-like
Exons: 4
Coding region: 421-1461 (346 amino acids)
Biological process (GO): regulation of transcription by RNA polymerase II
Molecular function (GO): protein dimerization activity; RNA polymerase II cis-regulatory region sequence-specific DNA binding; DNA-binding transcription factor activity, RNA polymerase II-specific
Source: RefSeq, a predicted model, not a curated record